This is a messenger RNA of Erinaceus europaeus (western European hedgehog), 1689 nucleotides long. RefSeq names its product solute carrier family 66 member 2 (gene SLC66A2). The record is from RefSeq and is a predicted model, not a curated record. NCBI's taxonomy places the organism in Eukaryota, Metazoa, Chordata, Mammalia, Eulipotyphla, Erinaceidae. Gene Ontology annotation, cellular component: trans-Golgi network; endosome. Gene Ontology annotation, biological process: phospholipid translocation; retrograde transport, endosome to Golgi. The transcript is spliced from 6 exons. Bases 188 to 1018 code for a protein of 276 amino acids.
CGCCCGGCGCUAGGACCCAGCGGUGCGCGGCCGCCACGCGCGGGGCGGAGUCGGCAUUGUGACGUCACGUCGGCCUGAGCUCGGACGGUCAGACGGAGGGACCCACGGACAGACUGACCCGGUGCCGGGUGAUCGGCCCUGAUGCUGCAGGCCUCGGGGCGCCCCCAGCCCCACGUGCCCCGCCCGCAUGGAGGCCGAGGGCCUGGACUGGCUGCUGGUGCCGCUGCAGCGCCUGGCGUCUUGGGCGGCCGCGGGGGCCAUGGUGUUCGGAGGGGUGGUGCCCUACAUCCCGCAGUACCGCGACAUCCGCCGCUCGCAGAACGCGGAUGGCUUCUCCACGCAUGUGUGCCUGGUGCUGCUGGUGGCCAACAUUCUGCGCAUCCUCUUCUGGUUUGGGAGGCACUUCGAGUCUCCGUUGCUGUGGCAGAGUGUGGUGAUGAUCCUGGCCAUGCUGCUGAUGCUCAGGCUUUGCACCGAGGUCCACGCAGCUGGAGAGCUGGGUCUGAAGCGCCGGGCCUUCUCAGGUGGGGACUGCACAGUUGCAGACUGUAAGGAUGAGGCUGGCAGGACACCCCUCCGCCGGGCCCUCCUGGACUUGGACCCCCAGCACUUCUGGCGCUGGAGCAGCUUCUGGGACUAUGUGCAGUGCGUGGUCGCCUUCACGGGCGUAGCUGGCUACGUCACCUACCUGUCCCUCGACUCUGUCCUGUUCGUGGAGACACUGGGCUUCCUAGCCGUGCUGACUGAGGCCAUGCUGGGCGUGCCACAGCUCUACCGUAACCAUCAGAACCGCUCCACUGAGGGCAUGAGCAUCAAGAUGGUGGUCAUGUGGACGAGUGGGGACACCUUCAAGACGGCCUACUUCCUGCUGAACGGGGCGCCCCUGCAGUUCUCGGUGUGCGGGCUGCUGCAGGUCCUGGUGGACUUGGCCAUCCUGGGCCAGGCCUACACCUUCGCCCGCCAGUCCCCCAAGCCCACCCUGCACGCCGUGCACCCUGCCAGCGCCAAGGCCCUGUGAGCCAGCAGAUGCGACAGGACUUGCACCCGGUGCCGGGCUGGGUGCUGCCUCCCCACCCCCAGGAGCAGCUUGGCAAGACUUGCACCCGGGGCCGGACUGGAGCGGCCCCCCACCCCUGUGAAAGCAGCCAGGACAGAGGCUCAGGACUGUCCAGGCAUGGCUGGGGGUCCAGGUGGGGCCACGGGGCAGGGUCCUCGCCCCAUGGAGGCUGUGGGGCUGCUGGGGCAUCCCCUGCUCCCUGGUCACAUGGUUUUGGAGUGCAGCCCUGCACCCUUCCUUGUCACAGCUUCCUGGGGAGCACAGCCUGUCGGGGGCCCCGGGGGUCAGAGGCAGCGCCCCCCCCCCACCGGCCAGGAGCACCCAGAACCCCACCCAUCCCAACUGGGGUCGUGGCCUGAAGCGUCCAGGGUGGGGGCUGGGCCUGGCGCCCAGAGACUGGCCGAGGAGGACUCUGGCCCCCAUGGACCCUCGGCUGGCCCCCUGCGUCCAGCCUCACCGCAGCCCAUCAGAUACCCUGUCCCUGCCAGACAACCCCCCCAUCCCCAGUGGUCAGCUCCUGCCACCUGAUCUUGUGUGAUUUGCCGAGCACUGUCAGCCGGCCAGCCCGGGCACCGUGGCUAGGCGUGUGGCCAGCACUAGACACUGUGAGUCAGUAAACUGCUCUGGACCCA